AUGCCGUACGUGGACGCAUUCCGCCACCGGCUGGUCGACGACCUUGACGGAGGCGGCCCUUUCGCGACAACGGUGAGGAAGGCAAGCAUGCUUCGGGCGCUGCAUAGAGAGCCGGCAUUUCGGCACGCGGCAGUGGCGUUUGGCGCGGCCUGCGGGCUGGUCGACGGCGAGGAGUGGCCGCUAGAGAGGACGGUGCGGUGGCCAGUUCCGGCGCCGAACAAGACGCUGGCGUUGAGACACUACGGCCGGUGCCUGCAGGGCAUCCGCGGGCUGAUUGCCAACGGUGGUGGCGGUGAAGGAGGGAAUCUUGACGACGCGUUGUUUUGUGCGCUGCUGUGCAUCUGCUUCGAGCUGCGCAUCGGAACACCUCACUUGGCGCUGCACCACUUGGAGCAUAGCUUGAGCAUCAUCCAAGCCAACUGGACGAAUGUCUCCGAUGACCUGGUCCUGGCCUUUGCCAAGAUGGAUGUUCAAGCUUCCAUGUUUCUCCGGCACCGGGUACCUAGGACGGAUAUGGCCAGCCUCGCGGCCGUCGCGGACGGAGCGGCGGAGAAGGACGACGCGGCCUUGGCGUGCCUGCUCGGCAGAACAUUCCAGCUCAUCCGCGCGUACCCUGGCAUGUUUCGGCGCCUCAGCAGCGCCAUCCAGAUCCCUCGCUGCGCAGCCGAGGAUCUGGCGACCCUGACGGGCGAUCUGCAACGGUUUCGGGCCCGCCACGCCAUCCUGGAUGUACCUGGGCCGGGUACGACAAAGAGCCUGCCUCUAUCGCAACAAACACUGUGGAUAACGUGCCUGACCCUGCACGUUAUCCUGUCCUCGUGUCUGCGCGGCGAUGAUGAGAUGCUCUACGACGGUUUCUUGGCCCACUUCGAGGCGAUCACCACCAUGUCGGAGAAUAUUUUACGCACCGACGACAGCCGGCGCGCGUCCACUAGGACCGGAUACAAGACGUUCCGACUGGACACGGGCCUCCUGCACCCGCUGUUUAUGACCGGUCAGCUGUGUCGGCACACCGGCGUGCGUCGUAGGGUGCUGCGGCUGCUGGGUGGUGUGUCGUUUGACGAAGGUGUGUGGGACGCUUCGUCAGGCGAAAAGUAUGUGCGGAUUUUGAUGCGAUUGGAGGAGCAGGGGUUGGUACUGGCACCGGAGGAAGAAGAAGAGGAGACGGACGAUCUGGUAGGCCGGCCACCGAGUGUGAUUGCCGAAUGCAACCGGACUCGAACGCUAGAUGUGCAACCUACGGCAGCAGAGCGGUACUCGACAAUGUUUUUCCGCUUUGACCGGCAGACGGGCCAAUGGGAUGACUUGGUCGAGAGCAUCGAAUGGUGA
Cordyceps fumosorosea ARSEF 2679 is the source of this 1329-nucleotide messenger RNA. RefSeq lists its product as hypothetical. The coding region runs from base 1 to 1329 and encodes 442 amino acids. The record is from RefSeq and is a predicted model, not a curated record. The transcript has 2 exons. NCBI's taxonomy places the organism in Eukaryota, Fungi, Ascomycota, Sordariomycetes, Hypocreales, Cordycipitaceae.